AAUAAUGAGAAUGAUUUAGAAACAUUCACGCAAUAAAUGUUUUGUUUCUUCCUGACCCUCCAGAAGUCAGAGUGUGGUUCAGGCCAUGGAGGAGAGCUAUGAGGUGGACCUGGUCUACAUCACAGAGAGGAUCAUCUCCCUGUCUUUUCCCGCCGCGGCUGACGAGCGCAGCUACACCAACAACCUGAAGGAGGUGGCGACCAUGCUGAGGUCAAAGCACGCUCAACAUUAUCUGAUGCUGAACCUUAGCGAGCAGAGGAAUGAUUUGUCAAAGCUAAACCCCAAGGUUCUUGAGUUCGGCUGGCCAGAUCAUCACGCUCCAGCACUGGACAAGAUCUGCAGCAUGUGCAAGGCCAUCGACACGUGGCUCAGCGGAGACCAGCGCAAUGUGGUGGUCCUGCACAACAAGGGGAAUCGAGGGCGAACGGGCGUGGUGGUGGCUGCGUACAUGCAUUACAGCAACAUAUCUGCAAGUGCUGACCAGGCAUUGGAUAGGUUUGCCAUGAGGCGCUUUUAUGAGGACAAAGCACUUCCUGUGGGUCAGCCGUCACAGAUAAGAUACGUCCAGUACUUUAACGGCCUCCUGUCCGGACAUAUUAAAAUCAACAACAAGCCUCUCUUCUUGCAUCAUGUCAUCAUGCACGGCAUACCCAACUUUGAAUCCAAAGGAGGUUGCCGUCCUUUCCUGAAGAUCUACCAGGCAAUGCAACCAGUCUAUACAUCAGGAAUAUAUAAUGUGCAAGGAGACAGCAACACCAGUAUCUGUAUUACCAUUGAACCUGGACUGCUUCUGAAAGGAGAUAUUUUGUUGAAGUGUUACCACAAGAAGUACAGGAACUCGACCCGAGACGUGGUGUUCAGGGUGCAGUUUCACACUUGUGCUAUCCACGACCUCGGAGUGAUUUUUGGAAAGAACGAGCUUGAUGAAACCUUCAAAGAUGAGAGGUUCCCAGAAUAUGGGAAGGUGGAGUUCGUUUUCUCCUACGGACCUGAAAAAAUCAAAGGUCUUGGUCACCUGGAGAACGGUCCGAGCGUCUCUGUGGACUACAACACCCAGGAUCCUUUGAUCCGCUGGGACUCGUACGACGACUUCUAUCAGCACUGUGAAGGCCCAGGUGAAAUCGAGCAUGAUGUUGCUCACACUCAAGGUCCACUUGAUGGAAGUCUAUAUGCUCAAGUCUGCAAGAAAGACUCCUUGGAGGGAGGUGUCACCAUCAAUGGCCUCCCAGCCCGUGAAAACCCCUUGAAGAAUACCGAGAACUCACUGCAGCAGAGCGAUCAUCCACUUCAAACAACCGAGCAGAACCUUCCCGUGACAGGCCACACCACCCUCCCAGCUGUAGACCAUACUCUCUCCGUGAGCAGUGACUCGGGCAACUCUACUGCAUCCAUCAAGACUGAUCGUACUGAUGAGCACAGCCAGUCCUUGCAGAUUGCUGCAAGCCAUAACAACCCAACGACUCACCCACCGCUCAGCCCACAAGAGAAGAGAGAGCUUGAUCAGCUUUUGAGUGGCCUAGAAGCAUCAACUCAGCAGCAGGCCUACUUGUCCACAUCCACCAGUCCAGGAGGAGGGGUGAGACACCUGGUCCCAGCACAAGUCCACGUCAACGGGGGCCACACCAGGGUUAUUGCAGUACCUUCAACAGAGGAACGCGAAACAGACAUUCUCGACGAAGAGCUGCCGAAUAGCCAAGAGGGCAACAGUGUGGACAGCUUAGGUACACUUUCAUCCCUAGAGGGUCAGGCAACACCAGGUAGCCUCUACUACCAAUCACAAACACCUGUCAGUGUCCAGAACGACGGCCCCUAUCUUGAGAGAAACGCUCUUGAGGAAAAGCUGAGCAAAAUGCCUGUGCAUGGAGUACGAACACCUACAGCGGUACAAGAGAGAGCUGCUGAUUCACCAUCACCCCAGGGGGGAUACAACUACCAAAAUGGAGGAGGGAUGUACCGCUCACAGUCUUUUGGGAACCAGCCAACAGGUAGUCCUGAGACAAACUCCAAGCUAAUGCCCAGGGCCCCAGAGAGGAGCACCAGCAGUCGAGAGGCUGUUCAAAGAGGUCUCAACCACUGGCACCAGCAUAGUCUUCCAGAUGACCCUUUUGGGCCUCCUCUUCAGUCAACCCACAGCCUGCCCCACUUUCCAACCCCGGCCUCACAACGAGACAUUGAGCAGUCCAUCGAGGCACUAAACAUGCUAAUGCUCGAUCUAGACCCAAUCAGCUCUCAUAUGUCUAAGUCCCACAGUGCACCAUCUGGGGAGAACAACCUCAGUUCAUCCCAGGCACCGUUCUCCCAGACCCUGGCCAGGCCUUCUUACCAAGGGGACUCUGCCAUCCAUGGCUACAACAACUCUGGGUCAGUAAAUAACACCAAUCAUCAGCCCCAGCGGUCAAUGGGGAGGGUGCCAACAAUGCCAAACCAAAGUCCAGUUACAGAUUCUCUAGUACACGCUACUCAGAGGUCUAGCACUGGCUAUCAGCACCAGAGCACCACCCCGACACACACUCCUGAGCCCUACCUCCACACACGCCAAUCACCCCACUACUACCCCACUGAUUCUUCUUCUAACCUCAACCAACAAAAGCCAUUGAACUCGUAUGCAGGAGUUUCACACUCCCCAGACCUGCAAGGUCCUUCUUCAUAUACAGGCUACAGCACCUCUUCUUCUCCACUUCCUGUCCUCACGCCACAACCCAAGGACACAUCUUCUUCACCUUUGCCCAGAGAGCAUACAGAUGCAGAGGAGGAGACACUAAACUUGGAAGGCCUGGUUGCACACCGUAUUGCCGAGUACAACGCUCGUAUUCGGGGCAUCAGUGAAAGCAUGACUCCACAACAAUCUGACCGCCAUCGCUCCUAUUCCUUCUCUGGAGUUCGUUCUAGAGGAAUGACCCCGGAGGUGACGCAAGAGACUGGCAGACGCCGGACCACAAGUGAGGGCCAGUACCAGAGCAGCCAUGACAGCAUGUCAACGUCACAUUCGCCAGACUUCACCAACAGUCUGUCCAUCAACCCGGGAGGAAGACCAAAAGAGGGUCUCAUGCACAGUUACCGUGAGGCGUUUGAGGACAGUGAGGCUGCCUGGCUCGCAGACAGCUCCAGCUUUGGAGGAAGUGCUCACUCCACUCCAGGUUUGACGAAGACGCCUCUGUCGGCUUUGGGGUUAAAGCCUCAUCAGCAGGUCGGAUCUGAUAAUCACAGUGUUGGGAACGUAAGGGCACAGUCAUCCAAUGCUCCUCUUUCCUCCUACAGUCCCAUUCACAGCACGGAUGGAAGGAGAACUAGUUCUUCAGAUGGUGCCCCGCACAGAACUGCCUCCCCAGAGGGCUCCCAGGUCGACAUCAUGGGUGUCCACACCAUCCCCGGCAGUCCGAACACCCUCCAUCGCACUGUGGCCACCAACACGCCACCUAGCCCCGCCCUCCAGAGACGCUUAGGACAAGGCAGCCCCUCUCUGGCCAGACACCCGCUUCCAACCAGCGUCCCCUCAAGUCCUCUAAUAGGUCGAAACUCUAAAAUGGCAGUGGCCGGCAUCCCGCCAAGCCCGCUGAUGGGUCGCCGCACAACAUCUAGCGGACGCAGCACGCCCGACGAGCUGGGCGCUGCAAGUCGUCAGGGGAGCGUCCAACCGCCUCCCACGCCUGCCUUCCCCGUGUCCCCACAGCUUCCAGAGAAGAGACAUAUGUCCAGUGGAGAUGCAGAAAGGACAGACAACAAGAACCUGACUCCUGCCAGUGGUGGCAGUACGCCAAACCUGUCUGGCACGCAUCCUCUCCCAGACGUUUCCAAGUCUAUAUAUGAUGGUUAUCCAGACAUUAAGAUGAAUGUGAAGUUUGUCCAGGAUACGUCCAAGUUCUGGUACAAGCCAGAUAUCUCGAGAGAGCAAGCCAUCAAUCUGUUGAAGGACAGGGAGCCUGGUGCGUUCAUCAUCAGGGACAGCCAUUCUUUCCGCGGGGCCUACGGUCUGGCUAUGAAAGUGGCCUGCCCUCCACCAACCAUCCAGCAGAACAAAAAAGUUGGUGACAUAACAAACGAGCUGGUAAGGCACUUCCUGAUUGAGACGAGCUCUAAAGGCGUCCGUUUGAAGGGUUGUCCCAAUGAGCCCUACUUUGGCUGUCUCUCAGCUCUGGUCUACCAACACUCGAUGACUCCACUGGCUCUUCCCUGCAAGCUGAUGAUCCCCACCAAAGCUUGUAAUGUCCUCUACAUCAACUCUGUGGACAUGGAGUCUCUGACGGGGCCUCAGGCCAUUGCAAAGGCAAUUAGUCAGACGUUGGACACCAACCCUCUUCCUGAUGCCACCACUGUCCACUUUAAAGUGUCCACCCAGGGCAUCACACUCACAGACAGCCAGAGAAAGAUUUUCUUCAGGCGACAUUAUCCCAUUAACACGAUAACUUAUUGCGAUGUUGACCCCCAGAACAGAAAAUGGGGCAAAGAAGGCGGUGGCUUAGUGAAGCUUUUUGGAUUUGUUGCGAGGAAACAAGGAAGCACAACAGACAAUGUCAGUCACCUGUUUGCAGAGCUGGACCUGGAUCAACCCGCUGCCGCCAUCACCAGCUUUGUCUCCAGAACGAUGAAGCGGUGAAACGUUGACCGGCAGUUGGCCAUGUUGCGAUCCUCAUUGGCGUCUUUCUUCGCAAGAACUCGAUUACCUCCUUUGUGUUUUUCUUGUUCCCUCUCGGUUUGUUUCUUUUCUCCUUUUCUUUCUUUCUUCCCUCCCCCACUCUGCCUUGUUGGUUUGAUGGAGACGGCGCAAACCGGAGCUCGAGGACGUGUUUCGUGGAGCCGAACAUGAAGGCCGUUGCAGGGAAAAGUAGCUAAAGGAGCAAAGCUAAGUUCAGUCGAGGAACAUGGGAGGUAGCUUCAGGGUUUUUCCCUUGAGUUCGUUGAUUGAUUUACCAAAGGUAAUUGCAAUACAAGUGCAAGAAUGAUGUAGCUAUAAAGCCAUCAUUAUUAUUAUUAUUUCUUCUUUUUAAAAGAUGAAGUGUUGAACAAAAAUAAUUCUUCUUGAACUUGUCUUCAGGAAAAAAAAAAAGUUGGCCUUAAUGGCUUUUAGCAAAACAAUGUCUGAAGACAUUAUGCAUGUUAGCUUGAUCUUUAAGCUCGGUUCUACUUUCCACAAGAGAAAAAAAACACAUUGUGUUGUUGUGAAAUCUUUAGAGGUCGUAUGGGUCUGCUGUGUGUUGGAAAGGGCUCUGCAGUGAAACAACUCAUCUAAACUGUGCAUAGCAGACCUGAAUCAAAAAAAUGAAGGAUAAAAAAAAAAAAGAAUCCCCUCUGUCACUCGAUGUUGGUGCAACGUCUGGACGGUCGGCACAUCUGGAUCAACUCGAACCGCUUUUGGUGGCGCAGCAAAACACACGACGACAGUCCGUCCACGAGAUGGCGCCACAAAUUCAGGCUUGCGCUUGGCCGUCCCAGUCCAAGUGUUCUAUCCUCCACCGCUCCCUGCUCGCAGUAGUUGAUCCAUUGAUAGAUGCUGCCAUUGAAACACACUGGAACGCACCAAGAACCGGACCUAUGCACUGUUCUUUAUGCAUGUUUUUGUCCUUAAAUGCACCUUUUUCCCCUCCACUGAAAACAGACUGAGUGCAUUUACCGAAGAAGAAAAAAACAACCUUUAGAGGGUGGAUGACUUAAAGACUGCAUGAACUAGACAACAUUUUGUACUCUUCUCAGAGUUUUAAAAAAAAGGAGAAAAAAACCUGACAACCCAUUGUUGACGUAGUCACAUAACGGCGAGAUGCUCGAGUUUUUUGUUUCGCUCAACAACAAAAAAAUGUAAAAGUCUAAGGCACCUGUUGGAUUAACCAACUCCACAUAUUUUGAGUUAACCGAACAAGGUGCCUUAUUUCUUUUGUGUGUGUGUGUACUUUUCCUGAUUCGGGUUCUUUCGAGACAGAUUUUGUUUUGUUUCAUGGUGUUCGCGAAAUUUUGCAUUUAGAUACCUUUUAGGAUGAAUUAAAAAACAAGACGCUCACACACACACUGUGCGCCAUGCCUGCUUGUUGAAACACUCCACCGUACACAAUAAGCUAAGGAAAAAUCGACAUUGAUUAUAAAUGUACAUAGAUGAUCUACUUUGAAAGGUGACAUAGCGAAAAAGUAUUUAUUUUUGUUGCUUUGGUCCCUCAUGAUUACUCAUAUAUACAUAUAUUGUACAGUCUAGAUAAACAAACUGGGUUGAGUAAAAAAAAAACUUAUUUUGGCUAAUGAUUUCAAAGUUUGAGGACUUUGAAAUGUGUUUGAAUAUAUGGUGUACAUUACUUUGUACAUGUGUACGUUUGUUUUCGGCUCGUCGUGUUUUUCAGUUUUGCUCUCUCUCAAGCAGAAGAGUCGAAGAAGAGUCCGAGCUGCACGGACGGCCAAAAGCUGAAGCAUCGCAGGCGGUUAGAUUUAACUAUACUUUACUGCAGUAAACAGAUGUUCAUGUACUACACAACAUGAACAGCUGUUUACUUAGAAUUUAUCUUUUUUUUUGCCAAAGAUUCACGUGUAGCAUGUUUUAUUUGUGUUUUUUUUUCCUAACGUAGCAAUUUUAGCUAGCCGGAGUGCACAGAUGCAUUAUGGGAUGUAAAGUUAACUCAUUCAGCUUGCACACAAUACGAAAUAUUUUGAGUUUGUAGAAAAGCGUCCGUGGCCUGCUGUGCGUAGCAUAAACAAAGCUCUUACAACAGCGAGGGGUGACAUCAGUUUCACCCGGGUGUCAGCUCCGGAGGUAAAUAAAUCCCAACUUUUCUCACCGCCGUGCUAAAGCUUCAACAGCUGCAGCUUUGUCCGAUUGCCAAAGGUGUCUUCUACGAGAGUCAGCCAUUUAUUUAUUCUAUUUAUUCUUUUUUUUUUUUUUCCCCUGAGAUGUUUGUUUUAUCGUCACUUUUUCAGUGUCGACAUUUUGAAGAAUGUAUGGUGGCGCUUUGUUGGAACAAGGAGGUACGGAGAACGAAACGUGACUACUGACAUCGUUUGGAGAUGUAAAAAUAAAAUAUGAACCCGAGUCAGAAGUUACCUUGUGUGAUUAAAAAAAAAAACGGAGAUAGAUUUUGCGACCUAUGGAACUUGUAUGUUGUAUGAAUGUAGAAGACAGAAUUUGUUUGCGCUUAUCAUUUACAUUCUAUUGUCAUGGCUUACCUGUUCCUAUGGGGAAAAAAGACAUUAAAGCAAUACCAAUCAGUUA
Molecule: messenger RNA, 7183 nt
Organism: Nematolebias whitei (Rio pearlfish)
Lineage: Eukaryota; Metazoa; Chordata; Actinopteri; Cyprinodontiformes; Rivulidae
Gene: tns1a
Product: tensin 1a
Biological process (GO): fibroblast migration
Molecular function (GO): protein binding
Source: RefSeq, a predicted model, not a curated record